AUGCGUCGCCAUGAGUUUAACGAAGCGGUCUACUACGAGUUUAUCAGAUCCGAUAUUGUACUACGCGCUAAGGUCACUUACGGCACUUUGAACCGCAUGGUAGGAUCGGACAUCCAGUCCCUUUGGAAUAUUGCUAAUCGGAUAACAGCCGAGAUUUCGAGAGCUGUAACAGCAAAAAGUGUUCGACGAAUUGACAGCAGCGAAGGAUCGACUCCACCACGUAACUUGUGCCUACCAACACGUGACGCCUCCAUAUCUGUGGACAACUGUGUCAAGUUUUGGCAGAUUCAGGCGAACCCGCCUUUCAAAAAGAUUUAUCAUUCACGUUUUGGAUUACAAUAA
Messenger RNA from Cylicocyclus nassatus, 342 nucleotides. The record is from the annotation of a GenBank genome assembly. NCBI's taxonomy places the organism in Eukaryota, Metazoa, Nematoda, Chromadorea, Rhabditida, Strongylidae.